This is a messenger RNA of Durio zibethinus, 2828 nucleotides long. RefSeq names its product rop guanine nucleotide exchange factor 7-like. The record is from RefSeq and is a predicted model, not a curated record. Gene Ontology annotation, molecular function: guanyl-nucleotide exchange factor activity. NCBI's taxonomy places the organism in Eukaryota, Viridiplantae, Streptophyta, Magnoliopsida, Malvales, Malvaceae.
GCUCUGAUUAGCCUGUUGCUUUCAUGUCUUAAUUUUGCAUAUCUGUUCCAAAUCCUAGCGUGUCUUAGGAAGUUAAAUACAUAAUUGAAAGACAUCAUGGGUAUAUCCGUCGCCUACACGACUCCCAUCACCUUACUUUUAUCAUUAAUUUUCUCACGAACUAGAGAUCAUUAAGCCAUUUUCUCUUUCUGCUUAAAAACAGGAGAAUUGGAGCAGUUUAAAAACGAAAAGAAUGGAAAAACUGGGGAGGUCUUAAAUAGAUUUAGAAAUUAGAGUUGAAGAAAAAGGCUCUACCAAUCAUGUGUUUGAGCAAGCCUUAGUAAAGAUGACCAGCUUUACUCCACACAAAUAAGAACACAAAGCUUAUCACUUUUUCUCUCACAAAAAAAGAAAAUAAAGACGGAAAUAAGAACCCAUUGAAGCAGUCAUGGUUGCAACCUUAUGGGUGGAGCUUUCAUCCAUCAAGAACAAAUAGACUCUACCCAACAACAGCAUUACCAGUUCAAGCUUUGUUUCCCUGUCAAAGCUAAAAGCUUUUGGGUUUCAAAAUCUGUUAGAAGCUUGUGCUACAGAGCUAUAGAUUCAAAUUGUUGUUGCUUACAGAGGUUAGAGUAUAGUGGUAUGAUAGUUAACAACCCUGUUUUUUGUGCUUCACCUGGUCUCUUUGAAGAAGAGAAAGCUGAAAUGGAGGGUUCGGUUGAGAAAAACGAAAGCUUAGGUGAAAAUGGGGUUCAAAUGGGGACAUUUGCUGAGUUGCUUGAAGACGAGGGUCUUGAAAGUAGUUCAAGUUCUGAUCUUUUGACAUCAGAAACAACAGGGCACGAGGAGCAACAUAGUCACAUUAGUUCUGAGGAAGGUUCAGCUUCACCAACUUCAUUGGGUUGGCCGGUACAGGAAAAUGCUGAGACAGAAGAUUGCACCAGUACUAAUUGUAGUGAAGAUGAACAAAAACCCCCCUUGGAUGAUAGGAAAUUAGAGAAACAAGACUCCACAAUUUCAGAGAUUGAGUUGAUGAAGGAAAGAUUUGCAAAAUUGCUGCUUGGAGAAGAUAUGUCAGGGUGUGGAAAUGGUGUUUGCACAGCCUUGGCUAUUUCAAAUGCAAUCACCAAUCUUUGUGCCACCUUAUUUGGGCAAAUAUGGAGGUUAGAACCACUGCCGCCUGAGAAGAAAGCAAUGUGGCGAAGAGAGAUGGAAUGGCUUCUUUCUGUUAGUGAUCACAUUGUUGAGUUGAUACCCUCGUGGCAGACUUUCCCGGAUGGAAGCAACCUUGAGGUUAUGACUUGCAGGCCCCGAGCAGAUCUUUACAUUAACCUCCCAGCUUUAAGAAAAUUGGACAACAUGCUUCUUGAGAUAUUAGAUAGUUUUGUCGAUACAGAGUUCUGGUAUGUUGACCAAGGGAUUCUAGCCCCAGAGGCUGAUGGAUCAACCUCUUUCCGAAAAGUCCUUCACCGUCAAGAGGAAAAAUGGUGGCUUCCUGUGCCUCGAGUGCCUCUAGGAGGCCUCCAUGAGAAUUCAAGAAAGGAGUUGCAGCAUAAACGUGACUGUGCAAAUCAGAUCCUAAAAGCUGCCAUGGCAAUCAACAGUAUUACUCUAGCUGACAUGGAAGUCCCUGAAUCAUAUUUGGAAUCUCUUCCGAAGAAUGGCCACGCAUGCUUAGGAGAUCUCAUUUAUCGCUAUAUUUCUUCGGACCUGUUUACUCCUGAAUGUCUUCUUGAUUGCCUUGGUUUGUCCUCUGAGCACCAAGCUAUAGAGAUUGCCAACCGAGUAGAGGCCUCAAUAUAUGUGUGGCGCAAAAAGAUAAACUCCAAACCUGUCAAUAACACAAGCCGAUUUAGUUCAAAGUCGUCAUGGGAUUUGGUCAAGGACCUAAUGGUUGAUGCUGACAAGAGGGAAAUACUUGCAGAUCGAGCGGAGAGCCUCCUGCUUUGCUUGAAGCAGAAGUUCCCUGGUCUUCCCCAGACCACUUUAGAUAUGAGCAAAAUUCAGUACAACAAGGAUGUUGGGAAAUCCAUUUUGGAAAGCUACUCAAGAGUUUUGGAGAGCCUGGCAUUUAACAUUGUUGCACGGAUUGAUGAUCUGCUCUAUGUGGAUGACUUGACAAAGCAUUCAGAUCAAUUCUCUUCACUGUCCAGAGUUGGUGUAAUCGGCCAGAAGAGUCUUUCAAUUCCAUACUCAGUGGCCUUCUCAAGCACUCCUUAUAGAACAGCAUUUACCACCCCAAACUUUUCACCAUCACAGCUGGUCAGCCCUGCGAAGGGAGAAAGAUCACCAUUUCUCACAAGCAGCAAAGUUCCACAGCUUGGGAUGGGCGUGAAAAAGGUCUUGACAGAUUAUCUUAGUAUUGAUUUAAGAGGGAAGGAAUACAGCAAUCCAAAUGAGGGAACAGAAUCAGGUUCUAGCACAUCUGUAUCUUUUGAAUGUCUAAAAGAGGCAAUGAGCCUAUCAAAACACGAGCCAGUGCUGGAGAAAGAACCCUGAGGUUGCACACCGUGAACCAAUUUCCCGAGAAAGCAGUCUAUCACAUGGCUCAUUUUUUUUUUUUAUACAUUUGGUAGAAUUAGGAAGAUGCUUGAGAAUGGCGAACAUUUACCCUGUUAUUUAAAUUUUAUGCUCAGUAGAUGUCUAUAAAUGAUAAUGAAUUGAGUGGUUCAUGCUUCUGAGGGCAGCAUUUAUUGUCUCAAAGUUGUUGCUGGCAGAACAUUUCGUGGAUCAAACGUAGGAUAGAAAUGCCAAACUACCAUUUACUUGUCUAUAUAAACUACAAAAGAAACUUAAACGUCAGAUCUCAGUGUCAGUGGUGACAUCAAGUAGUUUUCCCAUAUCUAGUU